AUGUUGAAUGCUUUAAGGGAAGAAAAUAAAGAAGGCUUCGUUGAUGGAAUAUUGAAGAUGCCAACGUUCGGCACCCCUGAGGCAACAUAUUGGAAGAUGGAUAGCUUGAUUGUUAAUGACCAUGUAAGGCCAUUGAUUGCCGCGUUUACUACCGUCGUUGUGGUUGUUGCCUGCCAAAUUGAGGAUGUGCAUGUCUCUAGGUCAGGGAGAAGUAAGGAACCAUCCAUGUUUCGAGACUUGACUAGGAAAAAACAUAUGGAGCGUAUUUUAAGGAGUGGUCAUGACUAUUGCGUGAGCUAUCUUAGGAUGGAUGUAGGUCCUUUUAUGCAUCUAGCCUCGAUCAUGCGUGACAAGCAUCUCCUUCAGGUCACGCGGCACAUAUCUGUGGAGGAACAAUUAGCCAUGUUCUUACAUAUUGUUGGUCAUAACACAAAAAAUAGGACUAUGAGAAUUGAGUUUGUCCGAUCUGGGGAAACGAUUAGUCAAUAUUUUAAUUGCAUGCUCAGAGCUGUUUGUGCCAUUCGAGAUGAUUUUGUUCAUUCCCUUAGCUCCAAUUGUUAUCCAGAAAUUGAAUAUAACCCCAACUGGUAUCCAUUCUUCAAAGACUGUAUAGGUUUGUUCGAUGGGACGCAUAUUGAUGCGUCCGUCCCACCUCAAGCAAUGCCUCGGUUUCGUGGUCGUAAAGGCCCAACCCAAAAUGUGUUGGCUGUUGUGAACCCUGAUUUGCAGUUCACUUAUGUGUUGGCGGGUUGGGAGGGAUCAGCGAAUGACUUCACUGUCCUAAAAGAUGCACUAGAAAGACCACAACCUGAAGGAUUAAAACUGAUAGAAGGGAAGUAUUAUCUUGUAGACGCCGGUUAUACUACUAUGCAAGGGUUCAUAGCACCGUAUCGAGGUGUUAGGACACAGGUUAAAUUAGUUCUUGCAUAUUGCAUAGUGCAUAACUAUAUAGUAGGUGUCGACCCAAACGAUAUGUUGAUGUAUGAAGAAAGCACACAAAAUGAUGAGCAAAUCAUGUUAACACAGCCCCGGUCACAGCGAGAACAAUGGGAAGAGAAUCGCCAAUGGAUUGAACUUAGAGAUAAGAUAGCAAACGACAUAUGGAUGAUUUAUAGUGGUUUUGUGUGA
Molecule: messenger RNA, 1128 nt
Organism: Dioscorea cayenensis subsp. rotundata (Guinea yam)
Lineage: Eukaryota; Viridiplantae; Streptophyta; Magnoliopsida; Dioscoreales; Dioscoreaceae
Product: protein ALP1-like
Exons: 5
Coding region: 1-1128 (375 amino acids)
Source: RefSeq, a predicted model, not a curated record